AUGGUCCUGGUAAGCCCUACAGUCUCUCCCCGUGCGUGCAUGGAGAUUCCUUGAUCUCUCCCCUGUCUCUUAUAAUCCUCAUCCACAGUUCUCUUUCUUGUCGUUGAUAUGUUCAUUGCGGUUUGUGUUGUGAGGUAACUUGCAUGAAAUAGAUUUCAUUUUUUAUGAUAAUAUGAUUUAGCUCGAGCCUUCCCUGAAAAUUUUUCCUGGAUCCGUAUCCGGUGUAACAGUUAAUUUAGAUUUCGUAGCAUUCAGUGUAUCUUCCUGCUUAAUCGUACUGUCCUUUUCUAUCGGCAUUACUACGGCAAGGUUGUUGUGUUGUUAUUCAUGUUGCAAAAUAUUACAUUUGCCGACCUUUGCAAUCGGUGGAAUCUUGUUCAUUCAUUUUGUAGGUGAAUGUAGUCAUUUACCCCAUGCUGAAAAAGUGUACUUCUUUCUAUUGGAAUUAAACGUUAUCACUUCCCAACCUCUAGUUUUUCUGAUUCUAAGUUACAAUAACUUUAUGUACGUCUUUCCAUGAUUGCAUGCUGUUCAGCUAAUUCCCAUGUGGGACUUGAAACUCUUCCUUGCUGUUACUGUUGUUUGCGAUAUGAAAAAGCUACACCAAUUUUGAACAUUUUUCUUUUAACAAUUAAUGUAUCUCCAUUUCAUUCUGUUCUUGGACUCUGUUUUAUCUUAGCAUACUUGUCCAGUGUUGACUCAUUGUGAAAAUAGCUAGCAACAAUGCAGACCUGGAUAUGUGAACGAUAGAUGCCCUCGAAAAGAGAAAUUUGUAUCUCUCCCAGCACAGGAAGCUUGUUUGUCUAGUUCUCCAGGAAGUUAUGAAUAUUUCUAAAGGGAGACCAGUUGAUAUUACUAUGUGUGGUUUCUUUGCUAGCACUGAUUUCUUUCUAGAAAAACAUAAGAGGUGUUUGUGGGGGCGUUUACGAAAUUCCUCUGAUCUUUUCUUGGACAUUGGUACGUCAAUCUCUAGGUAUUGCACGCAAAUGAGGGAAAUAAAAAUGGUUCCAAGGCACUCAUCGCUGCAGAAUAUACCGGAGUCGCUCUCGAGCAAAUCAAGAAUUUUCAGUUCGGUGUUUCCAAUAAGACCCCAGAAUUUCUUCAGAUGAAUCCAAUUGGAAAGGUUAAAUUAUAAACUUUUAGAUUUUAUUGCUUGAUUUACAUUGGUUAUAUUAAUUGUUUUUGGCCUACAGGUUCCUGUUUUGGAGACACCUGAUGGCCCCAUUUUCGAAAGCAAUGCUAUAGCUCGCUAUGGUAAGUCGGAUUCCAAUAUUAGAGAUAAUGGGUACCUAAGCUCUUGACUGCUAUAUUCACUCCCCUUCUCUUUUUUACAGUUGCCCGUCUGAAGGCUGACAACCCACUUUACGGAUCAUCACUAAUUGAAUAUGUGAGUUUUUUUUUCCACCUAAUAACCCCUACUUUAUAAACUCCCUAAGUUCUCUCGGCAUUCAUUACUGAUUUGUACAAAUGUUUGUUGAUUAUUCCUUAGGGUCUAAUCGAACAGUGGAUGGAUUUCUCUUCUACGGAGAUAGACGUAAAUAUUGGACGAUGGCUUUAUCCAAGAUUUGGAAUUCGUAAUUACCUUCCUCAGGUUAGUUCAUAAGUUCAUUCACAUCAUGUUUGUCAAAUAUUUUUUCUUUCCUAGUGUUCAUUGUUUGUAAUAUGAUAGGCUGAGGAAGAUGCAAUUGACGCUUUGAAGAGGGCAUUGGGGGCUUUGAACACACAUCUUUCAACAAACACUUACUUGGUGGGGCAUGCCGUGACCUUGGCAGACAUUAUAAUGGGCUGCAACUUGUUCAUAGGGUUUACGCGUAUCAUGACCAAAGCAUUCACCUCAGAAUUUCCUCAUGUGGAAAGGUACUUUUGGACCGUUGUCAAUCAACCAAAAUUCACCAAGGUACUUGGUGAAGUAAAGCAGGCUGAAGCUAUCCCAGCUGUAACGACCGCAAAGAAACCUGCACAACCAAAGGAAGCAGCAAAACCUAAGAAGGAAAGUAAGAAGGAAGCUAAGAAGGAAACUGCCAAGCCUAAGGAAGAACCUGCUGAGGAAGAAGAGGAAGCGCCCAAGCCAAAACCCAAAAAUCCUCUUGACCUGUUGCCCCCGAGCAAAAUGAUUCUAGACGAGUGGAAGAGACUGUACUCAAACACCAAAACAAACUUCCGUGAAGUCGCAAUUAAGGGUAUGUGCUCUGUUCAAUCAUGUCCCUUCGUAUGAAUUAAGCUAGUCAGAAUAAUGAUCAUAGGUUAGAUUGAAGAAGGAAUGAAGUGCUAAACUCUAUAAUUUAAUUAACUGGAGUGAUUAUGUUAAAAAAUAUAGAAAAUAGUAAGAAUUAUAUUUGCAUUGUUAAAAUAACAGAAGUGGAGACUUUGUCUCGUUUGGUUUAAGCUAAAUUACCCGUUGGUACUCCACCUACUUUGCAUAUUCGUUGGUUUUUUUUUUGCCAUAAUCUGAUUUUUGGCAGGAUUCGCUGCCCAACAAAAUCUAAAACAGCUUUUAUGUUCACUAUAUUUUUCCCUGCUUUCUUCUAGAGGUCUAGUUGGACUGUAAUCCCCAGCCCCUCCUUGAUUUUGUAAUUCCUUGUUAAAUCUUAGGUUUUCUAUCAUUAGUGGUAUGCCUGAUCCAACUAUGAGUCAGGCCCUUUUCGCACAGCAAUAAUUCAGAUCUUUUUUGGCAUACCUAUUACAAUGUUUCUUAAGGCAUCUGCUAGAUACCUGCAAAGUUGUCCAUUGUGAUAUAUUUUUCAAAGAUUAUUAGUAAAUGGCGUAUACCCAUAUAUACAUACACAUAUCUAUGUUUACUAUUUUCAGGUUUCUGGGACAUGUAUGACCCCGAGGGCUACUCCCUUUGGUUCUGCAACUACAAGUACAACGACGAGAACACCGUCUCCUUCGUGACUCUGAACAAGGUCGGGGGGUUCCUGCAGCGGAUGGACCUGGCGCGCAAGUACGCGUUCGGUAAGAUGCUGGUGAUCGGCUCGUCGCCGCCGUUCAAGGUGAAGGGGCUGUGGCUCUUCCGCGGCCAGGAGAUCCCGCAGUUCGUGAUCGACGAGUGCUACGACAUGGAGCUGUACGAGUGGACCAAGGUGGACAUCACCGACGAAGACCAGAAGGAGCGGGUCAACACCAUGAUCGAGGAUCAGGAGCCGUUCGAGGGUGAGGCCUUGUUGGACGCCAAAUGCUUCAAGUGA
Messenger RNA from Spirodela intermedia, 3188 nucleotides. Lineage: Eukaryota; Viridiplantae; Streptophyta; Magnoliopsida; Alismatales; Araceae. The record is from the annotation of a GenBank genome assembly.